AUGGCGACUCUCAACCGCAAAUAUGCGGCCCUUCCCGAUCUGGACUCGGCUCCGGAUAUCUACGAAACGCCUGAGCUGACUGACGAUAACUCCACUGUUCCAACCACAACGAAUAAGGCGCCGUCGGAUGACGAAUUCUUUGACAUUGACGAGGAAGAAGACAGCCAAGGAAUCUCAAGGACUAGAUUAUGCAUCACCGAGGCUCGUUCCCGAUUUUUGCCAGCCAACGCCGAUGCGAACGGGUUUGACUUCUCCAGCCGAAUCGACGGAAAACGGAAGUCCUACAAGGCGUCGAGUCGUCGCCAACGCGUACUCGAGGAUCGUACUCAUGCAUUUGGGGAUUACUCGGAUGACGACACCAUUGACGAUGACGACGAGAGCUUGGAGAGAAAGAUAGCCCGGCUGAGCAGGGAGAUUGAGGAAGCUAAAGCUGAAUACGCCCAACGAAACCCCCCCACCAGCGAGCAGCAAAAUGACGGCGAUUCAUCAACUCCAGCCUUGGAAAGCUUAAGCCAAGCUCUUGACGGUAUGGUGAAGUCUAUCAGCCUGGGAACUGCUCGAAAGGUGUCGCAUGCUGCAGCACAUGCCACCACGCCCGUCAACAAACAGGGAGAAAUCCCCGUGGAGAAUGGCGCCACAUAUACCGUUACUUAUGCGCCUACCUAUGAACAGACUCACGCCCUUGCCAAAGCCGCCGACUUUGAUCGUCGGCUUACGAUGCUGGAGAAGUCGCUGGGAAUCACGUCGUCCUCGUUUACAGAACGCGGUACAAACGGACUGUCCAGGGCGAUCCUCCCGACUCUGGACACUCUGGAAAAGCAAAUAUCAACCCUAUCGCAAGCAUCCACUUCGAAUUUGGACGCCAUCAGUCGCCGAGUGCGCUCCUUGGCGUCAGAACAGGAUAAGCUGAACGAUUCUCGGGAGAAGGCCAAAGCAUUGAGGGAGGAGCUUGGUAAAGAAGACCCGCCAUUGGCCGAUGAUUUGGAGCAGGAAUCCAGAAUCAAGGCCCUCUACGGAAUUCUGCCGACAAUCGAAAGCUUGACGCCCAUGCUGCCUCCUCUGCUGGACCGCCUACGAUCACUUCGUGCGAUACACGCAGAUGCAGCGACAGCCAGUCAAACAUUGGAGCGCAUAGAUGCACAACAGAAUGAGAUGGCGUCGGAACUGAAGCAGUGGAAGGAAGGCCUUGAGAAGGUGGAAAUUGCCCUCAAAUCUAGUGAGGCAGCAAUGACGGAAAAUGUCAAGGUCAUGGAAGGGUGGAUUAAAGAUCUCGAAGGACGGAUGAUGAAAUUCUCCUAG
Messenger RNA from Ustilaginoidea virens, 1299 nucleotides. RefSeq lists its product as uncharacterized. The record is from RefSeq and is a predicted model, not a curated record. NCBI's taxonomy places the organism in Eukaryota, Fungi, Ascomycota, Sordariomycetes, Hypocreales, Clavicipitaceae. Gene Ontology annotation, cellular component: cytoplasm; dynactin complex. The transcript is spliced from 3 exons. Bases 1 to 1299 code for a protein of 432 amino acids. Gene Ontology annotation, biological process: mitotic spindle organization.